Bacillus rossius redtenbacheri is the source of this 4801-nucleotide messenger RNA. RefSeq lists its product as uncharacterized. The record is from RefSeq and is a predicted model, not a curated record. Gene Ontology annotation, molecular function: DNA-binding transcription factor activity, RNA polymerase II-specific. The transcript is spliced from 4 exons. NCBI's taxonomy places the organism in Eukaryota, Metazoa, Arthropoda, Insecta, Phasmatodea, Bacillidae. The coding region runs from base 89 to 652 and encodes 187 amino acids. Gene Ontology annotation, biological process: regulation of transcription by RNA polymerase II. Gene Ontology annotation, cellular component: nucleus.
AAACCACUGUUCGACAAUGGCGCUGUUUUGAUGUAGGUUGGGUUUAGGACGUGAUAAAAACGUACAGUCCAUUCGGAGAUCAUGCAAAAUGGGAGCGCUGCGGUGUCCCAUGUGCUGCAAGAGGAAAUUCAAGACCCAGACGUCUCUGAAGUUCCACAUAUUGAGUUACAUGUACAACAUCUUCUGCACUUUGUGCUCGAAAAGGGUGGGAACGUUACAGGAGUUGAUUGACCAUCUAGACGAUGGCUGCGAGAAGGCGUACUCAGCAAGCUUUGAGAGAGGACCUGUCUUCAAGCACGCCAUUGUACAAACACAGGAAGAACUAUUUGACGUGGGACCGGUGGAAGCCGGAAGCCUGUUCAAAGCACGAGAAGUGCAGGUGGAAGAGGUGGAAGGACCGCUGUGUGCCAGUUCCAGCGACGACAGCUGCUGCUCGUGGUCCCUCGUGGACUGCCAGGACGAGGGGACGGCGGACCCGCUUGCGGACGGCGACCAGAGUGGGGACGCUGCCCCCGCGAGGAGGGCCUCGUCGCGGCAGCUCUUCACCUGCAACGUGUGCCGCACCACCUUCACCGACAUUGACGAGCACGCUAGGGUGCACCACUCCGAGCAGGACGUCGAAGUGCACGUGAGUCCCGCAGCGCAGCGUUAAUGUUCGUUCGUUUUUAUGUAACUUUUGUGUCCUUAAAUAUGUGUUCAUUUGUGUUGAAUAUAACUAAGAAUAAACAUUGUUAUCCUAAGAAAUUAUUUAAAUCUUGAAAAUGUAAAAAUAUUGAAAAUUUAUGCAACUAUAUUGUACUAUUGUUUUAAAUUAAUAUAUUUAAGAAACUGUUUUCAAUGGCUUCCAGUUUAAGCAUUUCAAUUUUACUGUAUGAUAUUUCUUAAUUGCUACUAACUUGACCGAGUAAAUUUUGUGUGUACAGCUUGGAGAAAGUAUUUUCUUUCUUUUCAAAAUUAGAUUUCUGAAACUCUUUUAUAAUUGGAAAACCACUUACUUUUACCUUUCCAAGUCCAUUGAAUCUUAAAAUUUAUCUAACAUGGUUUAAAAGUGCUCUAUAACAUUCACAUGGGGUUAGAUUUUGGGAUAAAGGCCUGGAAUGUGUAACUAGAAUAUCACAAAAGAUUGAUGUUCUUACAGUAAAUGAGUGAAUGUUAAAUGUAAUAAUUUAUUAAUUGUUUGGUUCGGCUUUUGUAAACUUACACAUUGUUUCUUACAUUCCAGAGACGGGAUUUGAGCAUCCAGUUUUUCUGUAAAACCUCGAGGAGAGAGGUUAAUGACAUCACCUUCAAUCAUUCACAGCAGAGAUCGGCAGGACAAGACAGUGCUCUUGACGGAGAACAUCAGCAAGCAAGAGGCAUUGUCGGUGUUCGUGAGUGCAACAAAAAACCUAAUGACUUAUACAGAGCACUACCAAACGGUGAUGAUUCAUUUACUUCUGUAGGUAACGCAAGUGUUAAUAAGAAUGUAAAAAUGUCUUCAAACCAAAGAAGUUUUAUUUCCCGAAAUAACAGAGACACGGAACAUGCCUACAGUUCAUCGCAAAUCAAGACCGGUCAUGAUUCAGAGCAAGCAUCAAGAUCCUUGCUCAUCCAUGAAAAGCCAAUACACAACGUGAGCAGUGAUAAAACUAAUAUUGAAGAAAGUGUUUGUAGCAACAGUGAUAAAAACAAUAUGCUUUGUGUGUGUAGUCCAAGUAACCAUCAGCAUGGUGCCAAACAGCAACCCAGUCCAGCAAUUGAUUUUUCUGAAGCCAUUCCAAAAAUUUUUUCACAGAAAAAUGGGAAAGAGAUCCCAACGGUUGUAGUUUUUAGCGGGAAUAGACUUACUUCUAUUCUGACACCGAUGACGUCUAGUAUAAAUCUGAAAACACUUAAAAAAUGUACCUCUUUAUCUGAAUUAGUUAAUGCUAUUGGAUCUCAGACUGGAAAAACUUACCCUAGAGCUGUAAAUGGAGAAUCCAUUUACAGAGAUGGAAAUAUACUGUCAAGUUCUGAAGUGAUCCAGGAUUCCUCUGCCAACUCGAAGCCUGACUGUCCAUCCACGAAUGAGUCCAACUUGUCGUUCUCAGCAGACAAAGAGACAAGUCAAGAAGGUGGUGUACACAAUGACAAGCAAAAAUUAACCGCUGCUACCAUUAGGAAAAAGAUUAGAAACCAGAGGGAGUUUAUUGUAAAAAAAAGUGUUGACAGUGAUGGCAAAUUUCUCGAUAAUGUGUAUACUUGUCGUAAUUGUGGCCUAGAAUUUCAAAAGUAUCUUUCGUUUUGUAAACAUGUGUGUGGGAAGGUAACAAAUUAUUGUGAUAGCCGGUUCACAAAGGAAAGAAUUUUGACUAUAAAUUUUAAGGACAAGGAACCAGAAGCAGAGACACAGAAUGCUACAAUAGAAAUUGGUUUAGGAGUCGACACUGAGCUCAGUGUUCCUUCAGCCAGAGACAGCAGUGAAGUUACCAAUACAACAGAAGUGACAGAUGCUGCCUCCAAAGGUGGUAGUGCAGAUGUUCAUAAUCAAAUUAAAGCAUGCAAAAAAAGAAAAAGAGUAAGACCCCAGAAAGAAGUUUUACCAUUACAACCAAUGAUAUGCCACAUUUGUUCAACUGUCUUUACAAAAAGAUCAGCUUUUGUUGGUCAUCAGAGGAUGCAUGCUCCAAAGGUUGCCAGAAGAAUUGCGCUUAAUGCAGAUGGCACUCCUGUAAUUUUUACUUGCGAGAUAUGUUCUUUUGUUGCUGAGCAUAAACAAGGCUAUAAUCAACACAUGAGAGUACAUUUUCCAGAGGAGUAUGAGCAAAGGUGUGCUGAAAGAAGAGACAAACUCUCCAAAGGGGCUGAAUCUAAGAGGCCUGUCGCCUCCGAACAAGAGCAGGAGGAUGUUGGAGUGCAAAAUGAUUUAGACCUAUCUUGUAACCUGUGUGGUAUGGUGUUCUCUAAAUACAUUCAUCUGGAUGAACAUGUACGCUCACACUAUCACAAUGUGGAUGAGUACGCGGAGAGUGAAAGUACGCUUGUGGAUGCUGUUGUCGAAAGAGCCGUUGCUACAGUUCCAUGUACUUUCACGUGCGAAAUAUGUUCCAAGACCAUGGACGUUGUGUUUCGCCAAUUGCACAUCAAAACCCACCUUGGCGAUGAGCGCUUCACGUGCGAAAUUUGUAAUGAAAAUCUUUACACUCGCGAACAAUUCAAUUUGCACAUGCGUGCACAUAAAGGAGAUAAUCCUUAUUUAUGUAGAGUGUGCAAAAGAAAAUUUGGCUCCCCGGAAGACCUAGGAAGGCAUAUUUUGUCUCAUAAUGGCCCGAAGCGGUAUCCAUGCCGUUUCUGUAAUAGGCGUUUCAAACAACCUUUCUCCAAAGUGGAGCACGAAAGGCUACAUACUGGGGAAAAGCCUUUUUCGUGCAGCUAUUGUGGCAUGAAGUUUCGUUUGAAAGGCACGAGAGAGAUCCACGUCCGUAUCCACACGGGCAUUAAACCUUAUUGUUGUAAAGUGUGCAAGAAGAGUUUUCGAUCAAAGUACAAUUUGCGAGAUCACGAAGCCACACAUUCAGAUGAACGUAACUACAAGUGUAGCAUUUGUCCCAAAACAUUUAAAACUGCAGUUUCACUAUCUAGUCACAAAAACAAUCACACAAAACCUUACAAAUGUCCAGUUUGUCAGAGAAGAUUUGAAACUGCAUAUGCAGAGAGACAGCACCGGCAUUCUCACUAUGCUGCAAAAAGUACGCUCAAGUACAAAUGCACUGUAUGUGGUAUUAUGUACGCUCGUUCAUUUGGUUUGAGAGACCACAUGUUAACUCAUACUGUUACACCUGAGCAGCCUUUAAAUAUUAAUGGUGAUAAAAUCAAGAAAAUGUCUCUAAAAGAGGAAAUUGAAAUUGUCGACAGUGAAUCUGCUCAAAUGGCUGACUUGGCGUUGAGAGACUUAAAUGACGAGUGUAUGGAAGCUGCGGAGUUUCUUGUCAAUGCGAAUGAAGAUGGUUUUGAGAAUCCAAGAUACACUGUGCAGGUUGCAAACAAAAGUGAGGUAAGCUCUCAGUUUAUAGUUGAUUAUCCUGAAAAAGUGCAUUUGCAGGAAAGUGAAUUUGUUAGUUCAGCUGCCGAGGACAAAGACCACCCUGGAUCGGUACUAGCAGUUAGCGACUUCACGUCUGAUGCAUACUUCAUAGCGGGUGAUGGUGACGAAUGCCAGCAGUUACUGCUGGUAGAGACUACCGAAGGAAGUACAUCUUCUCAGUACAUUCUGGCAGUGGCCAACGAAGACUUAUUAGAAGUUCCUAAUCUGGAUUUAUCGGAUAUUUACAGUGAGUGUGAGCCCUCUAGAGAAGCUAAGUUAAAAAACCAACAACCUGGUGAUUUUUCAAACUCCGUAACUGUAGAGAGGGUAAGUGCUGAAGAAAAUGUGUGUGUACCUCCUGCACCUGUAAACUUUGAAGAAGUGUAGAUUGAGGUUGACAGUAAUACAUUAGUUUACCAUGAAUUAUUUCAGACUAAGGAAAUGCAACUAAGAAAAAUAUGCAAAGCUUAAGCAGUAAAAGUGAGCAUAAAUCUAAGUCUUGAAGCCACAUAAACAAUGGUGUACUGUAAUAUUAAUGUGAGCCACGAAAAAAUUUAAACAUGUUCAAUCACUGUUAAUGAAAAUUAAGUAAGUUAUUAAAUAUUUUAUUGUAGCACAAUUUUGUUACUGGAUGUUUGAGAUUGGUGUAAUAACCAACAUUUAAGUGGCUGUGUUGAAAUUGUUGGGACAUUAUUAUUAUUAUUAUGUAAUAGUCAUGUCUCAAGAAGGAUAAAUAAUAAAAAUAAAUUUUCUAUACAA